UCUGAAAAGAAAAUAAGUAAACUGUUUUGUUUGGCUAUGGAGAUGUAUUCAAGUUCAAAUAAUUCCGAUUUUGCUGUGCUAGACUCAGUUCGGGACUACUUACUUAGCGAGUCAUCCGACCUCGUUCCUCCCAUGUUUUGCCGGAGCUCAAGCUUUAGCCGUCUGUACCCUUGUUUCACCGAAACCUGGGGAGAUCUUCCUCUCAGAGAAGACGAUUCCGAAGAUAUGCUCGUUUUUGGACUUUUACGAGAUGCUCUGAUCGUCGGCUGGGCUCCGUCCGAUAAGUUAUCAACGAAUUUCACGCCGAUUAAACCAGAAACUCAAGAGUUUUCAACGGAUAUCAGAUCGGCGGAGAAAAUGGAAACGACGGCGGAGACGACGGGUCCCACGGUGGUUCCGUCGAAAGGGAAGCAUUACAGAGGCGUCAGGCAAAGGCCGUGGGGGAAGUUCGCGGCUGAGAUUAGGGAUCCGGCUAAAAAUGGGGCUCGGGUUUGGUUAGGUACUUUCGAGACGGCUGAGGAUGCGGCUUUGGCUUAUGACAAAGCGGCUUAUAGGAUGCGUGGAUCCAGAGCUUUGUUGAAUUUUCCAUUGAGGGUGAACUCGGGUGAGCCUGAUCCGAUCCGAAUAACGUCAAAGAGAGCGUCGCCUGAGCCGUCUUCGUCUUCCGCCUGGCCGAAAAGGAGGAGAAAGGCGGCUGCAGCAGCUCAGGCUGUGGUUCAAGCCGGGUUCGACGUGGGGUCUGGAGCGGAAGUCAAGUAUCAAGUUAGCUUGUGUACACAUGGCGAACAGCUAUUGGUUAGCUGAUGCUGAUGUGGCCGUGGAUUAACGUCAGCAGUGAGCUAAUUCACGUGAAGUACAUUCCUGGAUUU
Molecule: messenger RNA, 869 nt
Organism: Hibiscus syriacus
Lineage: Eukaryota; Viridiplantae; Streptophyta; Magnoliopsida; Malvales; Malvaceae
Product: ethylene-responsive transcription factor 2-like
Exons: 2
Coding region: 37-804 (255 amino acids)
Biological process (GO): ethylene-activated signaling pathway; regulation of DNA-templated transcription
Molecular function (GO): DNA binding; DNA-binding transcription factor activity
Source: RefSeq, a predicted model, not a curated record